ACAUCGGUGUAUCUAUUACCAGAUGGAAGGCACUGUUGAAAGACAAAUGUUUUCAAGGUGGCCCUUCCCGCUGGUCAUCUCCGCCUUGCGACUGCUGCUGUAAAGGUCACAAAGGAGAGGGCGAAGGUGAAAGUGGAACAUCCUUCAACGAGCUCUCCACCUCCAGCUCUGAGAGCCAUUCCGAGGCCAGCUCCCCGCAAGGUACCGUCAUCCGUGGCCCAGUGAGCCGGCAGACGCACGUGCAGACGUUGGACCGACCUCCCAAGAAAGGUCCCGUCCAACAUCUCCUCCAGCAGCAGCAGUCCGAGCAACGUCGCAAGAGUGACCUUCUGCGGACGCUCACCGCCAGUUCGCGGGACACCAGUACGUGCAAGAAGCGUCCGGCGAAAGAAAAGCUGACUGCGGAGGAGGAGCUGGAGAAGUGCAUCCAGGAUUUUCGCAAGAUUAAGAUCCCUGAGCACUUUCCGGAACGCAAGUACAUGUGGCAGGCCGACCUCCUGCGCAAGUAUCGUCUUUGAGGGACGGGGAGAACUUGCGAACUGUUUUCAAAACUAAAUCAUUGACAAUGUACAUGUUCAAACUAUCACUACCACUAUUGUUACUAUCACUAGCCUACUGCCUCUGACGAUAUAUUAGUUUUCAGUCUUGGUCGAUACCCAGGGUUAACAGUUCAUUCCCUCUGGAAAAUGCCAUUUUAAACCAGCGUGAACUGUUCCAAGCUGGUAUAUACUGCUUUGCUUGAGCAACCAUCAUAGCAGGUAUGUCUAGUUAAAUGGGUUGACCAGACUAGUAUUGCUGGUUGAACAAGUCAAGAAGCCUGUCAUGCCAGCAUCCCAACAUCUAAAACCCAACAUACUGUAUGCUGGUGACCAGCUCUUCUUCUGUUUUCAUUACUUGUAAACACACAUUUUUGUAGAGACGCGAGGUAUGCACGGCUACCCGUCCCUUCAGUUGCGCUCGAGCUAGCACAGGUGAACUCAAAUUUGUGCUCGGUUGUGUGUGUUACAAGUGAACUUUUGACAUCCCUAUGUUAGUGACACAGAGAUUGAGUUGAGGUGGCCCAGAGGUUGAACGAUGAAUGUGUAUCCAGCUCAUAAAUAAUGCAUGCGCUCCUCAUCGUGCCCUCUCUAAGAAUAGCCACUGCCCUGGCGGACGAGAGAGAGGGUUUCCAUUUCAACACUUGCAGAAGCACAGGAGACCACAAAGCCAAAUCCGCUUUCCCUUUUUGGAUUUUGCACGCUCCAUUUACGUACAAUCAGUGACCCCUUCAGGUCCCUCUAGAUAUAGUUGUGACGUCGCGGGCAGAAACCCGAUAGCAUCGCAUUAGGCCUUUGAAACUUGUUUCCUGAAACAUAUUGAUUAAAAUAUGAUAUUUCACAAGGGAAUGUGUGAUGGCUUACACUUGGGAGGAGAUCAAAGGUUGAGUACGGAAUGUUUGGGAACAGCAUUGUACAGGAAAAGAAAUACAAUACACUGAAGUAUACAAACACACAGUUUAUAGGGUUGUGCAAUGUCUGUGUAGAUGAUAUAAAUGAAUGGCUUCUGAUGAUAUGUUUACCAUGAAAACAAAGUAAUAUUUGCUGAUUCUGAUUAGGUACAUAGUUGAUAAUAAUUCAAAUGGUAAUUUAUGGUAUAUUGUGUGUAGUGGUUUAUGAAGGAUCUCGUUCAUAUCAGAAAUGAUGUCCUGUCAAUGUCAGACAAACCAAUAUCAAGCAGCUUAUGUAUAUUUUAUGUUAACUUUUUUAAAGCGGCAAUCUGUAACCCUUUUCAAAACAAAAAAGUGGGUAGGUUUUCGAAGGAAACGUCAGAUUGAUGUCAAUUGACUUCAACCCACGUAAUGAUAAGUACGUAAAGUAACCUGCUAUUUCAUGUUUCAAACAGAGAUGGCGAUAGAGAGGCAAAAGUUACCGAUUGCAGCUUUAAAUUUAAGUCUCGUUUUUGUUUUGUUUUUGGAAAGAAACAUGUCAUCACUUGCUGCUAUUGAAAUGUAUUUACUAUAAAACGUUUUAGUCAGACCUCAGUGCGGCCUGGCGUAAUAGCAUACUCUUAUAUUGUAAAAGAAGAAAAAUUAUCCUAUAAAUACUAUUUUAAGCAACUGAUGCCAAGUUCAGAUUACAAUGAAAGUGGGAAAACAUGAUCUGCCUCUUAAUCGUUCAUUUCCUGUUCUAUUAUGAUGUUUCCUACUUUCCUAAAUGUAAUAACUUCAGUUGCCUCUGGUGAACAGUCGGAACAUCACAUCAGUUUACCUGAAAAUCUCCAAACCAUCUAUAAUAUGAGGGCUGUUUUAAAGAUAUUAUUCAUUUAUUAUCAAAAAUGUGGCUAGACAUUCAAAGACGAUUAGCAUUUUGUUCAGUCUUGAAAAAUCUUUUGCUAAAGGUGAAAUGUGUAAUUGCUGUAAAAAUAAACUGAUUCAAAGUGCAUGGUGCCCAUACCUGUCCAUACUCCCGUUUCGGCCGGGAGCCUCCCAUUUUUCACACCCAUCUCCCGUUAUUUCUACCGUGAAACUCCUGUAUGUUAGUUAUUUCUCCCAAUAAACUCCCGAGGGGACCCACCAGGACGUGAACGUUGUGAACAGACCGACAGAGACCGUAAAGCGUUCGCAACCAGCCCCGGUAAUCCCCGGACCCCCUGUAGCGCGAUCGUAGGUCUGCCGGAUUUUGGUACCCAAAUGUUGUAUGUGGUCCCUCAACUCCGGCUGUCAUUGGCUGGUCAAACAGAAAGCCCCGCCCCAUAUUUGCGCCAUUUUUUGACGCGAUGUUGGUCUGUCAAUCAAUAAAAGUUAAAUAACGUUAAAGUGCAAAGUUUAUACUUUUAGGGAAAAACAACUUAAUGAAUUACCUGAUUUAUAAGGAACAUGUGGUGGUGAUUUUGUAUGAAUUUGUCCCGUGUGAGUCUUACAAAAAUUGUUAGAUUAUUAGAAAAACGAACAUGAAGGUCCACCCUUAACACACAACCACUGGGGCGAAAGCAGAUUUUCAAAUGUGCAAAAGUGCAAAAUAGUUAUGAAUUGUAAUGAGAUUGUUACGGCUGAUUCCAAAUGUUACACUAGGUGAUAAUAUUUAAACAUUAGAACAAUGAGUCACUUUGUCCAAGUAAAAGUCACAUUUUCAGAAAACCUCAAUAGACUUGCAGUGACAUUUCAAGCAUUUUAUUUAUUUUCUAGAGCCUCUGAUAAUAGCAUGAAUGUGCUAAUGUAAAAGGAGAAAAUGAGGAUAUUCCUGUGAAGUAGUAAUUCACCAGAUGAACACUAGCAAUACGUUUAAAGCUAAUUGUGAAGAUAAAACCAAAGGUCAGGUACAGUUAGAUGGGUAAUGAUGGGCCUUUUACAAAGAAUCCUUUUGAAUUAGAAUAUAAAUGAAUAUACUGUGAGCGCUAGUCAAAUUCUGGCCUCCAGCCCCUCAUCAUGAGCUCUACUUACUGGAAAAAAAAUAAUAUUACAUGAUUGCAGACAGAGACAAUGGCACGUAUAAUAUGAUAUAUUAUUUAUCAUCUCGAUACUUUAAGGACUUUAUUUAUUAGUUCUUGCACAUUUCCAAACACAGGCCAUAGUAGUGUCAAAUAAUAGCAUUACAAAUCACUUGUAAAUAACAUAAAAUAAAAUAGUCUUUUUUAAUAAUUGCACUUCUGUAAUUACGGAGAAAGACGAACGAAAUAUUAAUGCAGUGUUUUUAUCAUACUUAUGUAAUAAAGUAUCAUAAAGUAACAGAAGGGAAAGAGACCUCAUUGUGAAAAUGUUGUUUGUCAUACAUGAGCACAACUCACCUAAAGCACAUAUUCGUAAUCACAUAAACUUCAGCCAAUUGAUUGACAGCCAGAAGUUUUGGUUGCAUUGAUGCAGUGCUGUGCAGGCACAACACAUUGGUCACGAUCAUGUGAUCUGGGUAUUUUCUCCUUUUAUUCAAUACAAAUAUAACUACUAUACCCCCCCAUAAAAACUUAUAAUCUUUAACUUAGAAUUUUAAUUAAACCAAAAACAAAUUCUGUUAUACAAUGCUGGAACAUCAAUACUUUUGGUUGAUGGUCUUAUUUUUCUGAUGUUUGAUAACAUCAAAUUUAUGAUAAAUGUCUAUAUUUCAUAUUAUUUCAUAUAUUUAAAUGUCUAUUUGAUGAUGAAUCCAAAUGUCCAGCAUAUUAUCAUUUGUUCACAUAAACAAGCUGUCAUACACUUUUAAAAAUAAAGGUGCUAAAAUGUUCUUCACAGCGAUGCCAUAGAAGAACCAUUUUUGGUUCCACAAAGAACCAUUCAGUCAAAGGCUCUUUAAAGAACCAUCUCUUCCUUACGUUUUAUAAUCUGAAGAACCUUUUUUCGCCACAAAGAACCUUUUGUGAAACAGAAAGGUUCUUCAGAUGUUAAAGGUUCUUUACGGAACCGGAAAGGUUCUUCUAUGGCAUCAAAGAACCUUUUGAAGCACCUUUUUUUAAAAGCGCAGAUAGCGUUGGACUUCUGUGCACAGAGUACACGUUUACAACAAAUAUACAACUCUCAGCAGGUUCACAUCUGCACAUUUUUCAAUAUUCUGCAGUAAUCUUUGUUCCUCAAUGUUCUGUCAGUAUAAUAAUGAGGAAAUGGCCACUAUCAUGUUUUCUUAAAUGAUCAUGUCUCUGUAAGAUUGUGCAAUUGUGUCUCCGUCUUAUUCUAAGAGAAUUACAAAAAAUGGAUCAGCAUCUAAUCCAUAUUGAGCUUUCCAUUGAGAUCACAGUGUUACGCUAUCACUUCUGAGUUUGAUUUAACAUAAAACAUGUUCAAGGGUUAUUUUUAAACUCAUGGCUUAUUAGUGUAUAUAUUAUUUUCUACCGAACUAGUGCCGUCAUUUUAAAUAAUUAUCUAAAUAAAUUGCAAGUAUUCAUAAAUUUCCACAGAUGGUAAGAAUUAUAUUAUUUGCCUCCAGCUUUCAGUGCAAACUACAAGAAAACACAACAAGCCAGGAUAAGAAACAAAACAAGCCCUUGGUGUAAAAAUGCCCAGGAAAUAAAAAUGUGGGGAUAAAAUGUUACUGUAGUCAAUUCCUGUAGUCGAUGUUUGAUUUAUUUUAUUCAAUUCCAAACCUUCCCUGACAUAAACCGGGACUUAAUAAAAAACACAUCACUCUAUGAUGCCACACAGUUUUGUUUUUCCACAUGCAUUAAAUAGACUUCAAAAAUAUUAUAUACAAAAACCUCAAAAGUGUGUAUGUAGUUUCUAUUGAGACUUUGUUUUUUGUGAACUAUGAGAAAUAAAUGAUGCAUUAAAAAUACACUGUAAAUAGUCUUCAGAUUGAAAUGAAAGAUUAUUUAUCAUUGUGCCCAUUAAGGAAUGUGUGGAGUAUGUGAACAUCUUAUUUAUUGCAAAGUUCUAUUUAUCAUGGUUUGUUUUCUUUGUAUUUUCACAAGCACACUGAGCUUUGAAUGACAGUACAAGGCUUUGAAUGCUAGAUUGUAUGUGUCUCAUUCCGAACGAAGAAAAUUCUCUAGACAUUUGGCUCACUUGUUCAUGACAAUACAGUGACUUGCAUGUAAAUUGUUAUGUCAAGUCAGCGUAUAGCAUAAAUACCGGUUUCAAAGUCAGAAAGUAAAGCUGAAUACACUAUACAGAGCAACUUUUUGAAAAUAGGACAGCAAGAAGAGACGCCUGGCGAGGAGUCCGAUAGUGCUUUCUUAGAUGCACAAAUCCUGUUAAAAUGUUGCCUGGUGUAUUAACAGCAACGUCCCCUUGUUCUGUCUUUUUUUAACCCCUAUAAAACUACAGAGGACAGGCGGAACCAUACUUGUAAAAAACAAGAAUAGCAGACUUGCAUUAAUAUGCUAAUUUAAAAAGUACCACAAAUAAACAAACAAACAGGAUGUUGUCUGGUGUUGUUCUGAUCAAGGUCGAGAUCAUUGUGCGCAUGCCGGUGUAAGAAAUAUUGCAAACUCUUUGUCUGUUUUUGUGACUAUGUUAAAACAAUUAGAAGUACCAAAAAUACAGGGAAAAAAGGAAAAGCACAAAGUUUGGGUUGUGUUUGCUAUUGUUUUGCCACAAAUGUAUACUGUUACGUAUAAAAGACAGAGCAACUCCAUCUGAGAUGUCUUUAGAUACAAGCAUCAGAGACUGCAAAAUGUAUGAGAACAUGAAAUAAAGUUCUAUAUA
Molecule: messenger RNA, 6106 nt
Organism: Triplophysa rosa
Lineage: Eukaryota; Metazoa; Chordata; Actinopteri; Cypriniformes; Nemacheilidae
Product: BTB/POZ domain-containing protein KCTD16-like
Exons: 2
Source: RefSeq, a predicted model, not a curated record